UUGACCGGCAGCAGAGUGAGUUGGUGAUUUUUGGUGGCGGCCACAGCAUCCCACGAACAAAGCGCUAAAACGUAAACAUCUCCUCCCGUGGAUCGACCUGCUGACGACCAAGAGGGAAGUGAAGACGGUGGCCAACAGAUAACGGUCACGGAACAUUGCACGCAUAGGCACUGGAACGCGUAACGCUGGAUCCCCCGAAAGAGAAGCGAACGAAAACCAUGGUAAAGAUCGAAGACUUUAAGCUGUCCUGCGAGCUAGCCGGGCACAAGCUGGACGUGCGUGCGGUGGCCGAGGGUGGUGGCUUUCUUGUGUCCGGAUCGCGCGACAAAACGGCCAAAAUUUGGAGCUCCAACGGCAAUGGCUACCAGGAGUCGGAAACGCUGCGAAAUCACUCCAACUACGUCGGUGCGGUGCUAGUGGUGGAGGCGAACGGAUGGAUUUGCACGGCCAGUAACGAUGCCACGAUUGCCAUCUUCCGCUACCCGGGCGGGACGGAACCGAUCGGUGUGCUGAAGGGCCACACUUCGACGGUUUGUGCGUUGGCCAUGGGACACACUGCAACGAGCCUGAUCUCCGGUAGCUGGGAUAAAACGGCCAAACUGUGGACGAACGCACCCGGCUCGAUGACCAACGUGACGCUCGUGGGACAUGAAGCGGCAGUCUGGGCGGUUGCGUGUUUGUCCAACGAUCGCUACUUGACCGGUUCGGCGGACAAAAGUAUCUUCGUUUGGAAUGCAUCCGGUGCGAAGCUGGCCGUGCUGAAGGGCCACAAGGAUUGUGUACGCGGCCUGUGCCCACUGCCGGUUGCCAGUGGUGGCGGGUUCCUUAGCUGCUCGAACGAUGCCACCAUCCGCCACUGGAACGAUACCUACGAAUGUGUGAAGGAAUUCCAUGGCCACACUAACUACAUUUACUCCCUUGCACGGUCCGAUGCCUGGGGUGAUAGCGUGUUUGUCAGUGCCGGAGAAGACAGUACCAUCCGUAUGUGGGAUCUACGAGAAGGUGCCCUUGGAGAAGCGCUACAUCUACCCGCCCAAUCGGCAUGGGCCGUUUGUGGGCUGCGGAACGGAGACAUUGCGUGCGGUACGAGCGAUGCCAUGGUUCGUGUGUUCACUGCCAGUUCCGAACGGGUGGCCACGGAUGAUCAGCUUGCCGCUUUUCGCGUGGCGGUUGAGGUACGGCAAGCCGAAGCGUCUAAGCAGCUCGGUGGCAUGAAUGUAAACGAUCUACCCGGACCGGAAUCAUUGUUGGCGGAAGGAAAAGAAGGCCAGACGCGUAUCGUGCGCCAUCCAGAUGGUAAAAUCCUUUGCUACCAGUGGAGCAGCGCCGGUAAGUGGGAGUGCGUCGGUGAUGUGAUGGGUGCGAGUGACGGUGACUCGGGCAAGCAGCUGUACGAGGGUCGCGAAUACGAUUACGUGUUUUCGGUGAACCUCACGGAUGAUGCACCGAACCUGAAGUUACCGUACAAUCGCGGUGAGGAUCCAUGGUUCGUGGCGCAGCGCUUCAUCCAUAAGCACAACCUACCGCAAGUGUAUCUGGAGCAGGUGGCCAACUUUAUCGUUAAAAAUUCGGACAAUACGGCACCGGUGGCGAGUGCAGCCGCCAACAGCUACUUCGAUCCAUUCACCGGUGGCUCUCGGUACGUGCCGGGGUCAGCCGCUGCCCAUGGAUUCCAACCGACGGCCGUUAACACGGAUCCCUUUACGGGCGGUUCUAGCUACACGACGCAAACACCAAAUGUGGCCGCACGCACGGUGCCACCGGCGAAUGGCAGUAACGGUGGCAAUGUGGAUCCCUUUACGUCCGGAGGAAGCUACUCGACGACGGGAUCGAGCGAGACAAAGAAGAGUAACACGCACUUUCCCCAUCGGCACUACAUUCUACUCGAGAACGCGGACCUCGCUAAGGUGCUCGUAAAAUUGAAGGAACUGAAUGGUAAAAUCGAGGAUAGCAGCCUUCGAAUGUCGGACGAGACGCUCGAUGAUGUGGUGCGGUAUGCGGGCGAGAUCAUGUCGAGUAGCAACGCGGAACCGAAUUCGGUCUGUCUGACCGCCAUCAAGUAUCUGUUUAGCGCGUGGCCUACGGAACUCCUGUUUCCGAUCAUCGACAUAACGCGGCUCGUCGUGCGUGAACCACGUGCCUGCGAGGAGCUGUUCGAUGAUGCUUUCAUCAGCGUGUUCCUGCAGCACGCCAACCACCUGCCCGCCAAUCAGUUGAUGGCAGCUCGGUGCUUCACGAACAUGCUAUCACACGGUGCCGGCCGUACGAUCGUGGUGAAACAUUUGCGGUCGAUUGUCGAUCGCCUGGCAACGAUCCGUGCCGGCAGUGCCAACCUGCAGAUUGCACUGGUGAGCUUCUAUCUCAAUCUGUCGAUGACACAGCUUGAGAAACUGUCGUCGGUGGAGUUCUGUAAGGUGCUCGCCACCACGGUAGCCGAUCUGGCCGGCUGGUUGACGGAUAAUGAGGCCACGUACCGCUGCUACCAGACGUUCGGCAAUCUGCUGAGCGUGAAAGGGGCCUCGGAUGCCGUGUCGGAUGUUCUGAAAGGCCAGAGCGAACUGACGGAGCGGAUACUGUUCCACGUGAGCAGCGAACUGCCGAACUUUGCGAAGCUCAACGAAUGCGCUAGCUAUCUGGUUGAGCUGCUACUGUAAGAGGGGAUCUCCAUUGGCGCCUUCAUAGGCAUAUGCGUGGCCGUGGAGGUUUGUCCAAUUUUAGACGUAUGAUCAAUAAAGAAUGUUUCAGUUUCAACCCUUCGAUUUGUAUGA
Messenger RNA from Anopheles aquasalis, 2768 nucleotides. RefSeq names its product phospholipase A2 activator protein (gene Plap). The record is from RefSeq and is a predicted model, not a curated record. Gene Ontology annotation, biological process: proteasome-mediated ubiquitin-dependent protein catabolic process; ubiquitin recycling. Gene Ontology annotation, cellular component: nucleus; cytoplasm. Gene Ontology annotation, molecular function: ubiquitin binding. NCBI's taxonomy places the organism in Eukaryota, Metazoa, Arthropoda, Insecta, Diptera, Culicidae.